AGUCAAAAUACAACACUAAGAGGAAGAAUCAUGGAAGGCACUGUUGAUCUAACGGAAACAGAGACUUAUGUUUCAACUUAUCAGUUGAGUAGUACUUCCGCCAUGUUUGGUCCAAAUUCAACCGAACCGAGUGUCACUACCGACAUGUUUGGUCCAAAUUCAACAAACUGGGUUACGAAUGAAGAUUCUUCUGCGCCUGUUCAAAGAGAGUUUAGUGCAACUGUCCUUCCGAUUAUUUAUUCUAUUGUUUUUGUCGUUGGACUCAUCGGAAAUGGACUCGUUAUUUACAUAAUGCAUUUGAAGGUUCGAAGCAGAAAUAUAACCGAUAUCUACGUUUUGAAUCUCGCUAUAGCGGAUUUCAUAUUCGUUGCUAUGCUACCGUUCUGGUCUACUGACAUCGCUUUACAUAGAAGAUGGGUCUUCGGAAAUGCAAUGUGCAAGAUCGUGACAGGCAGCACUUAUUUCCACAUGUAUGCGAGUGUUUUCUUUCUGACUGCGAUGUCAGUCGACAGAUUUGUGGCAGUGGUGAUGUACCAGUCUUGCAGAAGAACAAAGGUGGCGGCGACAGUAGCUGUAGUGACCAUAUGGUUGUUAUCAACAGUCCUGGGACUUGUUCCUCUCUUCUUCAGAGGAGUAGUGGAUACAAACGAUAUCCCAGCAUGUACCUGGACAUUUAACGAAGAAAUCGAGUCUCAUUCUGCUUGGUUUAUGGUUUACGUUAUAACAAGGUCAAUUAUCGGGUUUGCAAUCCCCUUCAUAAUCAUAGUUUUCAGCUACUUUUCAAUAAUUUUCUUCCUGAAAACGCGGGAAACGAGAGGAAAACUGACGGGAAAAUGUCAGGAUCGGGCAACCCGAAUGGUUCUUGCAGUAGUUGGUGUAUUCUUAUUAUGCUGGCUUCCAAACCAAGUUUCCAAUUUUAUCUUCGUAGCCCAGACCUUGGAGAUUAUGGAUGAACCUGACGAGCCCAGUAUGACGCAUUACUACGUUCACAUGUUCAGUUCCUGUCUAGCGUGGAUACAUAGUUGCGUGAACCCGAUUUUAUAUGCUUUCAUGAGAGAAGACAUGCGAUUAAAGUUAACAGAAAUUGUCAAUUACAAUGUAAAGCGAUGUUGUGGCGGCACCACGUGGGAGAAUUCACGGAAGAAGCAAAAUAAACGAUCGGACAAAAACGAGGGUUGUACACUAGGGUCACAUGCCUCAAUAAAGUCAGACGAUUUGCUGCACGAAGGGAACCAACGAACAAAAGACUUCCCGUCAGUCACGGGGUCAUUCAGAUUGACAACAAUUCACAAACCAUCUAUUGACGAACAUGACCCGAUAACCCCUGAUGAAUCUCUAUUGAACCGUGAAGAAGAACCAUUCAAGCAUGACAACAAUAUUGACCUGACGAUGCGUGAUGACUUUGCGUACGACUUAAAUGAAAAGGAGAAUCUUCUGAGCGAUGUAAUGAACUCCCUGGAGCAUGAAGACAAUUUAAAUUUACGUAAUGAUGACGAAAUACGUGGGCGUGUCUCCAUGGUUGAAUGCACAAAUAGUGACGUCAAAACUACACUGGCGAAUGGGCACUCAGAUUCAAUCUUAUAAUUUUUUUGGAAUUUCACACCAAUAUGGAAAUACUUUACCUCAAAUGACUAUGAGUGUCUGUUUGUCUGGAUAAAAGUCAUGACCGAGCGAACAAAAUGCGAAAAUUCUUACCAGACAAUAUUGACUAAACGUGGUUCAAGUCACUGAUCUGUAUCUACUUAUAUCCACCUAGUACCACUAAGUCAAUGUACCUAUCAGUACCAACGGUGAUUUAUUUACCUCGAGCUUCGAGUUGGGAACUCGAGCAAGUGCUCGUUGCCAGCACAAAAUUUGGCGGGGGGGGGGGGGAUUUUUUUUUUGCAAUAUGACAUAAUACGACUCGUGUCUUUUGCUCUGAACAAGGUCAGAUAAAGGCAGUCUUUGAUAUAUAACGAUAUUUUGAAUUAUCCACAGAUUUAUUUCGAUGUCAGCGUAUGGACUCGAAAGUUUGUUUGACUUUAUCGGCACUUGGCCGCAAAGUGAAUAUUUUAUGAAAACAGAUCAACAUACAGCCAUAUAAGUAGUAUAAAUAUCAGUCUACAUCAGUGGUUUCUAACUUUUUUGUUGGAGCGGAACACCAAACAUUUUAGAGGCUCGAGGAACUACUGUGCAAUACUUCAGUUGUCUUUUUAUUUAUGUUUUAUCACAAAUCAUUCAUACUUCUAAGACUGUAGAACAGGGGUCGGCAACUUUUUGUCACUCGCGGGCCAAAAUUAAAGGUUGCAAGUCAUUGGCGGGGCGCUCUUUUUUUAGAAUGUUAAAAACGAACGGAUGAGCCACACAGAUCAAAAGUUAAAUUUUAAGCAACGCGGGGAGACUGACCAUUUGCAUAUUUUUUGCGCCAUCAAACCAUUUGCACUCAGCAAUAACUUUUCUGCGUUUUGCUGCAUUUGUCUAAUUAUAUUUAAGUUAAUUAAACGCGUAAUUGUGAAUUAUAUACUUGUUAGAUUAUAAUAUAAUUUAGUUUACACGUGGCUCAAAAUAAAUUCUGUUACGUAAAGAACAUAGUCGUCAAAACAGCUAGUUUGUUACUAUAAUUAGGUGAAGCGUCGCGGGCCGGAUUAUACUGCUCUGCGGGCCGGAUCAGGCCCGCGGGACGUAGGUUGCCCACCCCUGGAAUUGUAUAAACUAUAAAUAUAUAUAAAUGAAAAACGAAUACUGGAAACAUUAAUGAUCGUUGAAGUAAAUCCGCCAGGCCGUAACGCAGCUCUCCUUACAGUUUUUAGCCUUGAAACAAACUCACAAUGGCCGACUGGUCAUACUUUUUUGUUGUUGAGGGGGGGAGGAAGUGUUUGGGGGGUUGGGGGGAGGAGGAAGCUGGUAUAAAGACUUCAUAUAGUGGACCUAGGCUUCUUGAUAUCAUCAGUCCCAAGGUCGGGUGGGGUAAGAGAAUAGUUAACCAGAAAUCUGCCCAUAUGCACUUGCUACAACAACGGUACAUUAGCCAACUUAUGAUCUUAUCCGAAAAUGAUAUCGAGGGUUUUAACCGAAAAGGAAAGAUGAGUUAAUAUUAUUUUUGAUUUUUAAACUUCUGCAGCCCUUAACAGAAAUCCUUCGUAGUAAAUAUUGCAUCAAACUAUGAUUCGAAUACCUGCUUAAAAACACCUACAUUUUUGUAAUAUUUUCAAAUAAAAUUUUGACAUUUUCCCUUUGUCUUGAAACCGUUGAUAUGCUUUUUCAAUGCCGUUUUUCUUCUCUUUAUCUUUCUCUGAUUGUGAGAUUUAUUCACAUUGAAGUGUUUAGUUCGAAGAAAAAAAAAUAUCCAUUUCGUUGUUUAUCUUGUUUUAUUUGAUGAAUAAAAGUUCU
Molecule: messenger RNA, 3369 nt
Organism: Styela clava
Lineage: Eukaryota; Metazoa; Chordata; Ascidiacea; Stolidobranchia; Styelidae
Product: type-1 angiotensin II receptor B-like
Biological process (GO): G protein-coupled receptor signaling pathway
Cellular component (GO): membrane
Molecular function (GO): G protein-coupled receptor activity
Source: RefSeq, a predicted model, not a curated record